Scatophagus argus is the source of this 3681-nucleotide messenger RNA. It is a transcript of the gene snx7, whose product is annotated as sorting nexin 7. Gene Ontology annotation, molecular function: phosphatidylinositol binding. The coding region runs from base 51 to 1328 and encodes 425 amino acids. NCBI's taxonomy places the organism in Eukaryota, Metazoa, Chordata, Actinopteri, Scatophagidae. The transcript is spliced from 9 exons. The record is from RefSeq and is a predicted model, not a curated record.
CCUUAGGUCGUUCUGAUGAGCUCGGUUCAUUUAGAAAGUUUGACAGAGAGAUGAGCGGACCGACCGUCCCUGCGGAUUUCUCGGGACACAUGUUGGACUUGGACGAGGACGACGACCUGGAGGUUUUUAGCAAGAACACCUCACUGGCAGAUGAAAGUCCCAUGCCCAACUCUCCCAGCUCCAUGGUCAACCAGUAUAGACUUGAGGAAGACGAGGAGGAGCAGCAUGAUGCCGACAUCAAAGACCUCUUCGUCACUGUUGAUAACCCAGAGAGCCAUGUCACUGCCAUUGAAACCUUCAUCACGUACAGAGUCGUGACCAAGACCACACGAAGCGAGUUUGACUCCAGUGAGUAUGAGGUUCGCCGGCGCUACCAGGAUUUCCUGUGGCUCCGAAGCAGACUGGAAGAAAACCACCCGACGCUCAUCGUCCACCCACUGCCAGAGAAGUUUGUGAUGAAAGGCAUGAUGGAACGCUUCAACACUGACUUCAUUGAGACCAGAAGGAAAGCUCUGCACCGCUUCCUCAACAAGAUAUCUGAGCAUCCCAUACUGUCCUACAGCCAGCACCUGAAGGUCUUCCUCACUGCACAGGAGUUGUUGCCCCACAGGAAACAGGGUCCAGGCUUCCUCAGCAGGAUGGGCGAGACAGUGAGAGCGGUAGCCAACUCGGUGCGAGGCCUGAAGAACCGACCAGAGGAGUUCAGUCUGAUGCAAGAGUACAUGGAGGACUUCAGUAACAAAAUCUGCUCCGUGGACAAAGUCACCCAGAGGAUCAUCAAGGAACAGAAAGAGUAUCUGGAUGAGCUGAAGCAGUAUGGCCCCACCUACACCCAGUGGGCGGAGUCAGAGGAGGAGCUGGCAGAGCCGCUGAAGGGCGUGGCCAGCUGUGUGGAGCAUUGCAGCAAGGAAACAGAAGAACAUAUCCACCAUCUGUCCGAAGUCCUUGUCCCCACCCUGCAUGAGUAUGUCCUCUGUGCUGAGACAGUGAAGGCUGUGAUGAGACGGAGAGACAACAUCCAAGCUGAGUUUGAAGCCAAGAAUGAGGCCCUGGUAUCCAGAAAAGCUGACCAAGAAGCACUGCAGGAGGAGGUGGAUGGUCUGGCGGACCGAGUGGAGCUGGCCAACAACGCCUUGAAGGGAGACUGGUCCCGUUGGCAGAACAGCAUGAGGACUGACCUCAAAUCAGCCUUUACAUUGACCACUGAGAAGAACAUCGAGUACUAUGAGAAGUGCCUGGCUGUGUGGGAGUCAUUCCUUCUGUCUCAGCGAGUCGAACCCAGUGAUCAGAGAGAUGGCGAAGACACUUCUGCUUUCAAAAUGACAUAAAGCACUCCUUCUACUGUCUGUCCACAACAUCUAAAAGAUAAACUCUGAAUGACCACUUAUGCAAACAUGCAUCGAAACAAGCACACUCUGCCUCUCUGUCUAUUUUCUUUCUGUCUGGCCAAAGAGAUUUAUCUCAUUCUCACCAUUCCAGUGAUUACAGUGGAUUACUAAAACUAAUUAAGCAGAGGUGGAAAAACCUCUGCUUGAUCAAAAUAUUCACAUCCCAGUGUUUACACGCCAUCGUGAGCACUGCCAGAAGAAGACUCGUGGCUCAGCUCCACUCUACUGUCUUGUGGUGCUGUAUUUUUCCAUAGAUACGGUAACUGUACUGUGUGUAGAUGACAAAGUGACGCUGAAAUAUUUGCCUUCAUUGUGUAUGGAAGUAAAGCUGUCUGAAAUGCCUCUUUGGAAGGUUAUUAAUACUAAGUUGUGGCGUAAUCUGAAGUUCCCGCCCCUGACCACAUGGAUCUCAAAACUAAUGACGCAUUCACGCACUUUCUUCCCACUUCACCAUUCGCUCCACUCACAGAAUAAGCACAGUAAACUAUAUUCUACUUUGUAGUGGCAACUUAGGAAGACAGCAGAAGAAGCUAGUAUGCAUGAACAACACAUCAGUUGUACACUGUAGUUUAGGAGCAGUAUGAGCGAGUUGGGUUCAAAUCAGUUAAAGCAAAUUAUGCUAGUUUUCAUUUGUUCCAGCUGGAUUUUAGCUUGUGUUUUCAUAGGCUUAAAGAUCACACCUCUGAACUGGGACACAGCUACUGAUACCAGUGUACUGCAUCAGUAAUACCAAUAUCAUCAAAGUGUGCCCAACCGCUGACCACUUUUAGCUAGGAUCACUGUCUUUUCCCCAAAUCUUGACUCUGAAACAAUCUUCAGUCAAAGUCUGCUUACUUGCUUUUUCCAUAUUAAGGUCUAGUUUAGGAAAAAGCUAGGUAAGUAGACUGAGUUAGCAAUUUUUCCAAAACCUGUUUUAUUACUGUUUUGUGGACAGUGAAAAAUAGUGUACAGCUUUAAGACUUGAUUUUAGCAAGGGGCAUGACCUUAGUUAUAAGCAGAUCUUUUUGCUGAGAUGACACUACAAGGUAUCAGCCUGGUGGUUUGACCCAUUAGACGUGGGUUGUUGCUUUCACGUUCAUUUUUACUGGUUAAACCUUCAUAACAGUCAUACAGGCAAAGGCAGAUUACAAAAUUCAAACCUUAAGUCUGUGUGCUAGAAGGGGUCUCGUCCCAAAAGUACAUCACACAUAGCGGACUCUGAAGUCCAACAUGAUGUCAGCUAUGUUUUCAGCCAAGUUACAGCAAGAGUUUUUGAUCAACAGACACAGUAGUCAUCAAAGGAAUUUAGAGUGAACCUUUGAAAAGCAGGAUAAAAGGAUAAAAUAUGAAUUAGGCAUGUUUCCAUUAACUGGUUUUCUGGUGGAAAAAAAGCUGAAGCAUAGUUUGGUCAGAAGAUGGCAGUAUAGGUUAUGUUUUGCAUGGCUGUAGUAAACAGUAGAAGAAGAAGAGAUAAAUUAAAACCAGUUGUUUGCCAACUGUCAUUAAACCUCAAGAAGAAGAAACUACUCAGCAAUGUGAAUCUUGUGAGAAUAUCCAGGAAGAUGUUAACAGUGGACACAGCUGCUUUUUUUUUUAAUCUUGGACCAGGAACAGCUAGUCAUUGUGAAUUAAAUAUUCACUAUGUUAGAACUUAUUGGAAAAAAUUGUUCCUUUCCCCCCAUUAAGUGCUUCCACUCUUUUUCUAAAAAGGCAAAACCAUUUCUAUUAACCUCUUCUAAGGGGAAACUAUUGUGUGGUUUUAUCCUCACAAGUAAAUGAUCAAACUUUGAUUUAAUAUGUCCACCUCUGACUGAAGGGAGGCUCUUGUUUCUGUUAUGUAAUUUACUGAAAAGGAAUAAGCCAAGGCAGAUUUAUGCAAAGAGUUCAGACCAAAAUUAAAUGUAUAACACUUCAUGAAAACAGAGCUUAGGAAAUGCAUCAAACAUCACGUUUAGAUAUCUACAUCCAUCUCAAGUUAAUUUUCCUUUCAGGCUUACAUGUAACAUCAGAACGGUAUGAAUAACGCACAGUACUAUUGAUCACCUGUUCAGAUUUGAGCAGAGAAGCCUUCAAUGCGAUAUGAAAUUCUCUCGAGAAUGUUUUGUUGUGUGUGCCUAAAGAGAAUUCAUGUUUACAUGUCUGAUGAAGACUAGCUACAGCCUUUGCAUUGUCUAUGUAUUAGAAUACUUAUCUUUUUAUACUCACCUAAUCAUCUUUCUCUCUUUUUUGCUUUUAUCAUUAUUGAAUGUAAAAAGUCCGACUAAAACCUAAAUUUGCUAUGUUGACAUAAUAAAGACAGAUCUAACAAUACGAA